Molecule: messenger RNA, 1458 nt
Organism: Populus trichocarpa (black cottonwood)
Lineage: Eukaryota; Viridiplantae; Streptophyta; Magnoliopsida; Malpighiales; Salicaceae
Product: alpha-L-fucosidase 1
Exons: 3
Coding region: 1-1458 (485 amino acids)
Biological process (GO): glycoside catabolic process; fucose metabolic process
Cellular component (GO): lysosome
Molecular function (GO): alpha-L-fucosidase activity
Source: RefSeq, a predicted model, not a curated record
AUGGGUAAGUUACAGUGUUUUUUGUUCAUAAUCACAUUGCUUCAAGUUUCAAAACUUGUCAUUUCAGAACGUGAUCAAGUCACUACACCUCCAUUACCAAUCCUACCAUUACCAUCAUUUUCUCAAUUGAAAUGGCAAGAAAGGGAACUCAUUGUGUUUCUUCACUUUGGUGUCAACACAUUCACUGAUUCUGAAUGGGGCACUGGUCAUGAAAACCCUGCUAUUUUCAAUCCUGUUGGCCUUAAUGCUAACCAAUGGGUAAAAGUGGCAGCAGAAGCUGGAUUUUCUCUCAUGAUAUUAACUGCAAAGCACCAUGAUGGAUUCUGCUUGUGGCCUAGUAAAUACACUGGCCAUUCCGUGGAAAGCAGUCCAUGGAAAAACGGGCAUGGAGAUGUUGUCCAAGAACUUGUCAAUGCAGCCAAGAAUCAUGGUGGGAUUGACGUGGGACUGUAUCUUUCUCCAUGGGAUAGGCAUGACAAAAGAUAUGGUAAUGAUUUGGAGUACAAUGGAUACUACAUGGCUCAAUUGCAAGAACUUCUUAACAAGUAUGGGAGUAUUAGAGAGAUAUGGUUUGAUGGUGCAAAAGGUUCAAAUGCACCAAACAUGUCAUAUUAUUUCUCAGAUUGGUUUUCAAUGGUGAAAGAGUUGCAAGCUUCUAUCAACAUAUUUUCCGACGCCGGCCCGGACGUUAGAUGGGUUGGAAAUGAAAAUGGUUUUGCCGGAGAUUCUUGUUGGUCCACCAUCAAUAGGACCUCACUCUCAAUCGGAAAUGGAAGCAUUGUUGAUUAUCUUAACACCGGAGACCCAGAGGGGACAGAUUGGCUGCCAGCAGAAUGUGAUGUUUCAAUCCGAAGAGGAUGGUUUUGGCACAAGUCAGAAUCACCGAAGAAGUUAAGCAUGUUACUUGACAUAUAUUACAAAUCGGUCGGACGAAACUGUGUCCUAUUAUUCAAUGUGCCCCCAAAUUCAACAGGCCUUGUGUCUGAGGAUGAUGCACAAAGAUUGAGGGAGUUUAGAGGUGCAAUUGACACAAUAUUUUCUACAAAUUUAGCUGACAAGUGUCUUACAAAAGCUAGCAGCCAAAGAGGGGACCAGGAUAGCGAUUUCGGGCCCCAAAAUGUGCUAGAUAGUGACCAUUUGUGGACUUAUUGGGCACCAAAAGAUGAAGAGUUCAAAGAUAAUUGGAUUGAGAUCAAAUGCAUCGAUGAAUUAAGAUUUAAUGUAAUUAGAAUCCAAGAGGCAAUUGGUCUUGGUCAAAGGAUCAAACAACAUGAAGUUUAUGUGGAUGGUAAGAAGGUUGCUAAAGGUACGACAGUAGGGCACAAGAGGCUUCAUAGGAUUGAAGAGGGAGUUGUUAAGGGUCGGACUGUGAGGAUUCAGAUUCUCAAAUCAAGAGCAGUGCCAUUGAUCUCUUCUGUUGGUUUGCAUUACGACCCUUUUUGGCACCCAGAUAAUUAA